This is a messenger RNA of Suillus subaureus, 501 nucleotides long. RefSeq lists its product as uncharacterized. The transcript has 4 exons. Bases 1 to 501 code for a protein of 166 amino acids. The record is from RefSeq and is a predicted model, not a curated record. Lineage: Eukaryota; Fungi; Basidiomycota; Agaricomycetes; Boletales; Suillaceae.
AUGUCCGCACCUACAGAACUUCCUGCAGAUCCAGAGUCUAUGAAGAAGCUUGAGAAGGAAUUCUCGAUAGAGGCCAAAUCUGAGGAAAAGAAAUUGCAGUCAGCCUUCAAGGACAUGUACAAGCACGAGAAAUCAGAAGCCAAGGCUUCUAAGGUAAGGUACAAAGCAGAGAAAGCCGUCAGGAAGCUGGAAAAGCUGGAGCUCGAGACCGUCAAUUCCCUCCAUGCCAUCACCCGCAAGCAUGAUGUAGCUGUUGCAGACCUUCACAAUGCGCAGGCGGGCCUUCAUACUCAGCAACAGCAGUUAGAGAAACACAGACAUGACCUCUCGACUGCGCGAACACACAUCGAUCAGGUCGCCAAGGAUAAGAAUGAUCAUGAUCGUGAACGUCACGAUAAACUAAGUCAGCUGCGCUCAAGCCCAUCGACCCAGACCGGUGGUCCGAGCGCGGGCCCGGGCACGUCAGGUGCCUCCUCUGGUGCAAGUCAGGAAAGGGAGUAG